GGAGCUCCAACCACAAGUUCAGCGUGGUCCUUCACCGAGAAAGCCGUCGGUCAAGAUGACGUCCUCCAAGCGCAACCUGCCCUCGCAGACCAACCUCCUCCAGAGCCACGAGUCUACGCUCGAGAUCCAAACAAGGGCGUAAAAGGAAUAAUAUGCACAUAUGAUCCGCUGCUCGACCGCAAGCUUUCCUCGAACGAGAAGAAAAAGGCGAAACCCAUAUAUAAGGAGUUUGGUUUGGUACGUAUACUACAAUCCCUGGGGAGCGUCAUCUUGCUUGUGUGAAUGUCUGGCUAAUAGCUAUGCAGGAAGAUGACGCUCCCCCGGCGGAUCCACGAUUGGCCCAGCGGGGUACCAUACUGGAUUAUAUCAAUGUUGAUUACCACAACGCCAAAUCCCGAUUACGGCAUGCGCCGUACCUUCUUCGACCAUACCCAUAUGAUCCAAAGACAUCACUCGGUCCUGGGCCUCCGACACAAGUCGUUGUGACCGGAUUCGACCCCCUACAUAAUUUCGCAAAUGUUUCUGCCAUCUUUUCCAGCUUCGGCGAGAUCGCAGAGAGCAGCAACAAACUGCAUCCUGAGACUGGCAGCUGUUUGGGAUUUGCUACAUUUCGUUAUCGGGACUCAAAGUCGGCGAAGAGUCGGUUCGUUUCGGCUAUCGAGGCUGCAAAGACUGCUGUGCGAAAAGGCUCGAGCAUGCGAAUUGGCCCGCAUGAUGUCAAGGUGGAAUUUGAUCCUGAUGGAAAUAAGAGUAGACGGAUGAUGGAGAGCAUUCUUGCGACUUCGAAGCCUGCGGCCAUUCCGCAGAUCGCCAAACCUCCGGCAGCGCCCAAGCCUGCAGACGCUGUUAAGUCCUCGGGCCCCCCGCCAACGGCACCCAAAGGUCCUGCGGCGUCGAGACCCAUCUUCCGGCCGCCAAUAGCACCUGCUGCUGUUCCUACGCAGCCAAAAUCUCUGCGAGCGCUUGCUAUCGAACCUAUCGCCAUGCAACUCCAUCAGCCAUACCUGUUUGUGCCCCAUGAGUCAGUUCCUGUGAUGACAUCCACGCCUCCGCACAUGGCAAAGCGCGUGCGCCAUUUCAACAUCGAGGAAGUGAAGAUGGACAAACUCGGAUACUACAUCACAUUCCCUGAUACGGACUGGGGAAGAGGUGAUGCGCAGCGGUGUUAUAAAGCUCUGGAUCGGACCUUGAUGUUCAGCUACACGAUGGUUAUGCAGCCGUUCUUCUAUGGCACACAAGGUGCUCGUCGGUAUUCCACACACCGAGUUCCUGAUGUGCCAUACAAGCGAAGCCACAGCCCAACCCGAAGAGAGAUCGAGGAGCGGGAGAAGAGAGACGAAGAAGCCCGCCGAAAAGAAGAAGAGAAUGAUCUCGAGGAAGAGAAAAAGGAGCGAGCGAGGAACUUCGAUCCUGCGAGAGAGGCUAUCGAAGUCAUACGGAAAGAGUUGAAGGAGCAGCUAGUCAGGAACAUACGUGAGAAGAUUGCAGCUCCCAUGCUGCAUAAUUUCAUGGACCCAGCAAAUCACGUGGCCAAAAGACGAAAACUCAACAUUGCGGAUCCGAAAGAUCUGAAAUUGCCUCUCAUCCACGAGGAUGAUGACCGCGAGGACAGCCCCGUGGUUGGAACACCAAAUUCACGUGUUGACGGCACUGAUCGAAAGCCAAUGGGCCCGGGUCGUCUCAAUAUCUCUUCAUUACCGAGAAUUCGAAAAGCUAAGAAUGGGAAGAAACUCAAUGUUGGCUUUCAAGAUCCAUUUGGCAGAGCACGACCUGAGGCUCGGAGAACUAUUUUCAGACCACUGGCUCAUCGCUUCAUCCACAGUGACGAUGACGAUUCAGAUGAUGAUACUGAGACCAGGUCUCGCAUUCGUGAUACCGAAGAGCCAGACUCGAGACCACGCAGUCGAAUGAGCACGGAUGAUGAAGCUUCAGACGAAGAUACUGAUAUAGUCCCCCGACGCCGCAUCAGGGAUGAUGUUGGUUCUGUGGAUACUCGAGACGAUGAUUCAAUGAGUGAGGCGAACUUUGUCGUUGGGGAGCCGAUUGUGCCAACGAAGAAACGAAAACUUGACCUGCAGGUUGAAGCUGCUCUUAAGCGCCAGAAGAAGACCGAUGAAGAACUGUUUGGCGUGGCGCAAGAUAAGAUUGAGGAAGAAUUUCCCUUGUCUGCGAGCACCGUUGAUGGAGACACAAUUAUGCGAGACAUCAGUGGUGUUCUCAAGACUGAGACCGAAGAAGAGGAGCUUGCCAGUAAGAAGAAGGCCGCCGCAGCAGCAGCAAAGAAAAAGAAGAAGUCCAAGAAGCAGAUCUUCGAGGAGCGCGAAGCACUCAAAAGACAGCAAGAAGGUAUUUAUAUGGAAGAACUUCUUCGACAACCGAGCGAAGCCCCUGAAGAAGAUGAGGAAGACGUUAUCUUUGAGAGCGCUCCUGUGGAGACUUCUGUCGAAUGGGGCAUGUCUGGCGAAUCACCUCGACCCACCGUCGAUGAUGACUUUGCCAAUAUUCUUGAUCUGGAUGGUCUCCAAAAUCUUCUCAAGGACGAGGAAGACUCGCCAAUUGCCGUAGAGCUUUUCAAGGCUGCUGCAACUGCUCAAACCGGAUGGGCACACAGCUGGUCUUGGAAACAGGAAGACAUCAAAGGCUUGAAUCGGAAUGGACACAAGGGCCUCUGUACCGACGAGACGUCUGUGGAGGGAUAUUACGUGCCGAACAAUUCUGGGUGUGCACGUACUGAAGGCACCAAGAAGAUUCUGAAUUCCGAGAAGUCUUUGUACUUGCCUCACCGCAUCAAGGUCCAAAGAGCCAGAGAGGCGCAUGAAGCUCAGGCAAAGAAAGCUGGGAAGGACUUUGUUACUGAAGCUGCGGAGGCUGCCAAGAUUGCUGCUGAGAAGUUGCUCGCCAAAGGAAAUUCUCGAGCCAGUCGUGUCAACAAUCGUCGCUACGUUGCCGAUCUCAACGACCAGAAGAAGACCCUUGGUGGUAAUACGGAUAUUCUUCAAUUCAACCAACUGAAGAAACGAAAGAAACCCGUCAAGUUUGCACGAUCAGCAAUCCACAACUGGGGUCUGUACGCCAUGGAGAAUAUCCCCACGAACGACAUGAUCAUCGAAUACGUUGGUGAGAAAGUCCGACAGCAAGUUGCAGAUCUCCGCGAAAACCGCUACCUGAAGAGCGGCAUCGGAAGCAGUUACCUUUUCCGAAUCGACGAGAACACCGUCAUUGAUGCGACCAAAAAGGGCGGCAUUGCGAGAUUCAUCAACCACAGCUGCAUGCCCAACUGUACAGCCAAGAUCAUCACAGUGGAAAAGAGCAAACGGAUCGUCAUCUACGCGCUUCGUGACAUCGCCCAGAAUGAGGAACUCACCUACGACUACAAAUUCGAGCGUGAGAUCGGGAGCACGGACCGCAUUCCCUGCCUCUGCGGCACAGCCGCGUGUAAAGGAUUCCUCAACUAAUCGCAUCUCUCAUUGUGUCAUUCGCAUCACUCAUCACAUUCAGCAAGCUUUAUUUUCAGCAGGGAGUUAUCGUUUCGUCGUCGUUGGCCUUUUCCCUUUUUACAGCGCAAAUGCAUCAGAGGGUGGG
Messenger RNA from Hyaloscypha bicolor E, 3582 nucleotides. RefSeq lists its product as uncharacterized. Gene Ontology annotation, cellular component: Set1C/COMPASS complex. The coding region runs from base 300 to 3455 and encodes 1051 amino acids. The transcript has 2 exons. Lineage: Eukaryota; Fungi; Ascomycota; Leotiomycetes; Helotiales; Hyaloscyphaceae. Gene Ontology annotation, molecular function: histone H3K4 methyltransferase activity; nucleic acid binding; protein binding. The record is from RefSeq and is a predicted model, not a curated record.